UCUGGAGCCGUGCCUCUCGAUGCUCACGCCCUUCUCCCUGUCCGUACCUCUCUCCGUUUCUCUGCAACCAUCCUCCCCCCAUCCUGCCCCGCCACCGCCGCAGAGCCGAUGGCGGAACUCCAUCCUGGCGACCCCGUCCGUCACCCCCAACCCUGCUCCUUCCCCCGUCCUGGCUCCAUCCUGGUGGCUCGCUGGCCUACCAUCCGUCCGGCACUCUCCUGCCUCACACACCCACCACACCCUCUGCCGCCUGCGUUAUCUUCUCACCCCCUCUUCGCCCGGGCCUUCGCCGCUAACCCCGCACCGCUGACGGGGCGACAAUGCUUCCAGGGAAACGGCGCAACUUCUCCGCACCGCUUACGUUAGCAGGGUGUUGUGGCAAAAGCGACGCGUCGAUCCUGCCCGAGGAGCAGAGCUCGGGGUACCUAGCUGUCUGGACGAAGUUCAACAGAAGCCGGAGAGCCGGAGAGCUCGAGA
Molecule: messenger RNA, 477 nt
Organism: Pichia membranifaciens NRRL Y-2026
Lineage: Eukaryota; Fungi; Ascomycota; Pichiomycetes; Pichiales; Pichiaceae
Exons: 1
Coding region: 109-366 (85 amino acids)
Source: RefSeq, a predicted model, not a curated record